Molecule: messenger RNA, 1741 nt
Organism: Momordica charantia (bitter melon)
Lineage: Eukaryota; Viridiplantae; Streptophyta; Magnoliopsida; Cucurbitales; Cucurbitaceae
Product: putative 12-oxophytodienoate reductase 11
Molecular function (GO): FMN binding; oxidoreductase activity
Source: RefSeq, a predicted model, not a curated record
AAUCAACCGGUUCAACUACGGUGGGCGAUUUGGAGGCGGCCGGAUCUGAUUCGCUCGCAAUCCCAUCAUCCACGCAUUCUCAUACGUCACCGGUUAACAAAACCUACUCUACUCAAUCAUUCAAUGUCGUCUUUCUGCUCUGUUCCGCUCCGCCGGGGACCAAAUUCAUAAUUGUGGCUGCCAUGUUUAAUCAAAUGUAUAAAUACCCCAUGCGGAUCCUCUCUCGGCAUCUGAGUUUUGCCCCAAGGAAGAGCAACACAGCGAGAAAGGACCAAAGUUAAACCAAUAGAAAUGGCGGAUAACAACAAUGAUGCAUCUGCUCAAACUCCCACCAUCCCUCUCCUCACUCCUUACAAGAUGGGCAACUUCAAUCUUUCUCACAGAAUCGCAAUGGCCCCAUUGACAAGGCAGAGAUCUUACAACAAUGUUCCUCAGCAACAUGCCAUUUUAUAUUACUCCCAGAGAACCACUAAAGGGGGUUUCUUAAUAGCUGAGGCCACUGGGGUUUCUGACACUGCUCAAGGAUAUCCUGAUACACCUGGGAUCUGGACAAAAGAGCAAGUAGAAGCAUGGAAACCAAUUGUAGAUGCUGUCCAUCGCAAAGGCGGCAUCUUCUUUUGUCAGAUAUGGCAUGUAGGGAGGGUUUCAAAUUCAGGUUUUCAACCAAAUGGACAAGCACCAAUCUCGUCAUCGGAGAAGCUAUUGUUCCCACAAGUUCGAGCUAAUGGAAUUGAUGUCGCACAGUUUACUCCUCCUAGACGUCUAAGGACAGAUGAAAUCCCUCAAAUUGUCAAUUAUUUUAGGCUUGCAGCCAGGAACGCCAUUGAAGCUGGUUUUGAUGGAGUUGAGAUCCAUGGAGCUCAUGGUUAUAUUAUUGAUCAGUUCUUGAAAGAUCAAGUGAACGACCGAACAGACCAAUAUGGAGGAUCCCUGGAAAACCGUUGCAGAUUUGCUCUAGAAGUAGUUGAAGCUGUUGUAAACGAGAUAGGUGGAGACAGAGUUGGGAUAAGACUAUCACCAUUUUCAGAUUUCAUGGAGGCAGGAGAUUCAAAUCCAAAAUCUUUGGGACUCUACAUGGCAGAUAAUUUGAACAAAUAUGGAAUUUUGUACUGCCACAUGGUAGAGCCACGGAUGGUAAAUGUUAUGGAGAAAGUUGAGUGUGAACACAGCUUGUUACCAAUGAGAAACGCAUUCAAGGGUACAUUCAUAGCUGCUGGGGGGUAUGAUGAGGAAGAUGGAAACAGAGCCAUUGCUGAAAAUCGAGCAGAUGUUAUUGCUUAUGGCCGUUGGUUUUUGGCAAAUCCAGACUUGCCAAGGAGAUUCGAGAUGGGUGCUCCUCUCAACAAGUACAACAGAGAGACCUUUUACCUAUCAGAUCCAGUGGUAGGUUACACAGACUAUCCAUUUCUGGAAGAGUAGCAACUCUCAUUUGGGGUGGCUUGCGUUUGACCAUUUUAAAUAAUAGUUGGUCUCCACGACCGAGCCUGUUGAGCGAUGCAAUUUGGUGAUUAUGUUUCCAGCCACAUCAUGGAAUGGAGUGGAUUGUACAAGUCUCCAAUACAACUCUCUCUUAUUUUGUUCCACCGAGUUUGAUAGAUGAAGCAAGGAUGAACCCAGUGACCAGAUAAAUUUAAUAGUAAUUGAAGGUUUUCGUAAAAUUGGCAUUCUUUUAAAAUACAACAUGCGAUUUGGAUGAUACAUGUUUCAACCUGCCCAUUUAGUAAAGUCCUGUUCAUUUGAA